CUUCUCAGCUCUCUUCCUCUCUUUGUUUCUCUUAGAAUAGGGCUCUUUUUAUGCGCCUUCUGCUCUUUAUGCAUAUGGAUUUUUUUCACUCGUUUCCGUUCAAUUCCGUGUUUUAUCACUGUCAUACUUGAUUUUUAAAAAAAGAAGUUCAGGUUGAUUAAUAAACUCUAAUGAAGACAUUUAAUAUCACUUAUAGCAAUACUCGGCAUUAGACAUCCCUGGUACAUUUCCCUAAUUCGAGAGGCAUCAGACAUCCCUGGUACAUUUCCCUAAUUCGAGAGGCGCUUCCUCGGCCUCACUCGCCUCGCGUUUCCAGAAAAUAAACAAACGUUGCGCCACCGCGGAGCCCGAGGGAGAGAGAGAGGGACCUUCUGCAAGUGCUGUUUGGACUCGUUAGUGGCAGGAUGUCAGUUGCCAAGGAGGUCGCGUGUCAUGAGGGAGAAGUGACAGUGGGAAGUGAGCACAUCAUCUUCAGCGGCGAGAACGUGACAGGAGAUUUGUGUCUGGAGGGCGAAGGGACAGAGGAGAGUGUGCCCCUCCUGAAGAAGGUGGGCAGGAGGUGGAAGUCCCUACCCGCGCAGGGAGAUGACGUUACCAUAAAGGACCCCAAGCUGAAGCAGGGGUAUCUGGGGGACUUGAGGAAGAAGUCGAUCAUUGAGCUGGAAGAUGCGCUCAGGAGGCAGGAUGCAAUACUUAACAAUAAAACACUGCUGGCAAAACUUCCAGACAAGGGUGAACGCCUUAGAGGCAGGCGGAGGGAAGUUGCUGAGGCUCUUGAGGAAGUGAGAGAAAGGGAGAGGAAUUUGAGAACCGCGGACCUUCCUGUUGACGUUCAGGCACUAGAAUGGAGAGGCAUCAAUGGGAAUAUAAGUGAGAGAAUUACAACCACUAGACAGCCACAUGGUGAUGACAGUGAUGAUGAUGAAAAUUUAGACCCUCUGGAGCUCAUGGCUCAGCACUCUUCUUGCAUCAAGAAAAAAGAUCACAGGAAGUCCUGCGGCCAUGUGGUCCCUCAAAUGGGGUAUAUCUGUAUGGGCUGUGCGCACACUCUUGGGUUUUUCUCUCGUUGCACACGCCUCACAGACUCUCAGCCACUCACCGAAAUUUGA
Penaeus indicus is the source of this 1109-nucleotide messenger RNA. RefSeq lists its product as uncharacterized. Gene Ontology annotation, cellular component: nucleus. Gene Ontology annotation, molecular function: transcription elongation factor activity. The transcript is spliced from 4 exons. Lineage: Eukaryota; Metazoa; Arthropoda; Malacostraca; Decapoda; Penaeidae. The record is from RefSeq and is a predicted model, not a curated record. Gene Ontology annotation, biological process: transcription elongation by RNA polymerase II. The coding region runs from base 405 to 1109 and encodes 234 amino acids.